UGUGAUAGUAAUACUAACACGAGUGACAGACACUUUUAUGCUGGUAUUUAAACAUUGUCUGACUAACUAGGCCUAAUAUGACUUUAGAAAGAUUUGUCAAUCAACAUAUACAACUCCUUGAGAAAGAACGAGAAACAGAGAUAGAAGAAACAAGACAUCUAAAUGAGAGUUUACCACCUAAAGAGCUCCAGAGACGAGGUGUGUGCUUACUGAAGCUCCGCAUAAAGACACGUCGUACUGGCUUCUAUGGGAGAACAGUCAUCGUAUUUGAACCUGGAGGUGGAAAUCAAGAGUUACCUGCUCAUAAUCUUUCACCAGGUGAUAUAGUGGGUUUGAAUGCCAGUUCUGCUCCCCCUGGGGAGGAGGGUCUGGGGUCAGGCAUCGUCACUCACGCAGGGAAGUCGGCCAUCAGUGUGGCCUUUGAUGAGAAGGAGGAUUUGUUCAACCUGAAUGAGGACGACCAGUAUAAACUCACCAAGCUAGCCAACGAUGUCACCUACAAAAGACUGAAAAAUGCAUUGAAUAAUCUGAAAAAGGGAGAUUUUGGUUUGUCAAGUAAACUUGUUAAUGUGUUAUUUGGGGAAACAAACCUUUCUCCUCCUUUUAUUACUAAAGAUGUACACUUGGUUAAUAACCAGUUAGACAAAUCACAACAGGAUGCUGUUCAGUUUGCUCUUGCUCAGCCCGAGGUAGCUAUCGUUCAUGGUCCACCAGGCACAGGGAAAACUACAACUGUCAUAGAAAUCAUUAUCCAGGCUAUUAAACAGGGCAACAAGAUAUUAGCCUGUGCCCCAUCUAACAUUGCUGUGGACAAUUUAGUGGAGCGACUGGCCAGUCAUAAACAGAAGGUGGUCAGACUGGGUCAUCCCGCUCGCGUGCUACCACACAUCCAAAAAUACUCACUGGACGCCAUCUUGUCAACUAGUGAAGAAACUCGGCUGGUGGAAGAUGUCCGCAAAGAUCUGGAUAAAAAUCUGUCAUCAAUUAGAAAAACCAGAGAUCGCGGAGAAAAACAGAAAAUUAAAGAAGAUAUAAAGUUUUUACGAAAGGAGCUAUUGCAGAGAGAGGAGGCAGCAUCCAGGGAGAUCCUGAAACGAGCUGAUGUUGUCCUGGCAACGCUCAGCUCAGCAGAUAUAAAAGGACCAAUCAAAUACCUGGAUAAAGAACACUUUGAUUUAGUCGUGAUUGAUGAAUGUUCACAGGCAGUUGAGGCAGCCUGUUGGAUUCCCCUUUUGAGAGCUCCACGCUGUAUUUUGGCAGGGGACCAUUUACAGCUCCCACCAACUAUACUGAGUAAAGAAGCUGCCAUUGCUGGCCUUGAGAAGACCUUGAUGGAGAGAGUCCUUGACCUUUAUGGUGACAAGGUCAUGAGGAUGUUGACCACUCAGUACAGAAUGCAUCAACUCAUCAUGCAGUGGUCAUCUGACCAGUUGUAUGAAGGGAAACUCACAGCUCAUAGCUCUGUGGCUAGUCAUCUUCUGAGGGAUAUAGAAAGUGUUGAGGAAUCAGAAGAAACAUCUGAGCCUCUACUGUUGAUAGACACUGCUGGGUGUCAGCUCUACGAACUCGACGUUCCAGAGGAAAUCUCCAAAGGAAAUGAAGGAGAGGCAGAUAUUGUCAGUAACCAUGUUGAGAAGCUGAUUAACCUUGGAGUAGAUCAACAGGAGAUAGCAGUGAUUGCCCCUUACAACUUACAGGUUGAACUGUUGAGAUUAAGACUUUCCAGUAAUUACCCAAAAGUAGAGAUCAAAUCUGUAGAUGGAUUUCAAGGAAGAGAGAAAGAGGCUGUGAUUAUUUCACUAGUCAGAAGCAAUACAAAAGGUGAAGUAGGAUUUUUAGCAGAAAAAAGAAGAAUCAAUGUCGCUGUAACAAGAGCAAGGCGCCACCUAGCGGUGGUGUGUGACAGUGAGACUGUGGGACAUGACUCCUUCCUUAAAUCUCUAGUAGAUUAUAUGUCAAGUCACGGGGUAGUGAAGACAGCCCAGGAAUUUGUAGAAGCUGGAGUAGUGUAUAACACUUUAACAAGACCAGACCACCUUAAUGACCUCUUGACCUUACCAAACAGCAAUAAAGGGACAAAACCCAAGUCUGCCAAAAAUCAACAGAAAUCUCAAAACAAAAAGAAACCAGUAAAAACAGAAAACCUUGAAGCUCCAGUUACAGAGAAAUAUCACAAAACACAAGAGCAGACAGAUGAGAGGAUCAAAGAAUUUCAGGGGUAUCUAGAUAAAUUUGUACAGGAAACCUCCUCAGAUGAGCUGGAAUUUCCUUCUACCUUGAAUUCUCAUGACAGAAUGCUUGUCCAUGAGUUGUCAGAAAAAAUGGGAUUGGUUCACAUCAGUAAAGGAUCUGGAAAAGACCGCCAUCUGGUUGUGUCCAAACCGGGGAGUAAGAAUUCUGGUUCUACCCAGUAUACUGUGCCGUCCAGUUCUGAGACUUCUGUAGAUGAAAGAUCUGAACACAGUGAAAAUGAGAAGCGAUGCUUAGAGGUUGAUACAAGGAUACAAGCUCCAGAAGAGAAGAUAGAAGUCCCUAUUCAGAAAGAGCCUGAUAAAGUGGUGUGUAGACAUUGUAGCAAGUCUGUCAUCAAAGCUAACAUCCAACUACAUGAGACACACUGUCUGAGAUUACAAAGACAAAAAUCUGCUCCAACGUCUGCCAAUUCAGGAGGGAAAAAGCAGAAAGACAAUACACCAAGAGCUCCGAAUGCUCAUGCCGAUGUAGUGGCUAAGCUUGAGAAGGUGGAUGGGGAUGAUUUAGAUAGCUUGAUAGCUGCUGUUCAGAGUGUGGAUAAGGAGUGCAGCUUUAAGAAGUGUAAGACAAGUACUCAGACCCUGGGGCAGAUGUGUGAUUUCUGUAGGAGGAGAUUCUGCCUGAAUCAUCACAUGCCUGAGAUUCACGGCUGUGGGGAAGCAGCCAAGAUUCAUGCCCGAGCCACCAUUGUUAGGGAGGGUGUUCUGUACAGGGGAAGUGGGGUACCUGAUAAAAAACCAGACCCAGCACGCAAGGCGCAGCUACAGAAAAAGAUGGAUAAGAAACUGAGUGAAAUGGCUACCAAAAGACAAGGAAAGAAGCCUAAGAAAUAAAUUGUGAUAAAUAUUA
Saccostrea cuccullata (small rock oyster) is the source of this 3102-nucleotide messenger RNA. RefSeq names its product DNA-binding protein SMUBP-2-like. Gene Ontology annotation, molecular function: zinc ion binding; ATP hydrolysis activity; DNA binding. Bases 78 to 3086 code for a protein of 1002 amino acids. Gene Ontology annotation, cellular component: nucleus; cytoplasm. The transcript is spliced from 16 exons. The record is from RefSeq and is a predicted model, not a curated record. NCBI's taxonomy places the organism in Eukaryota, Metazoa, Mollusca, Bivalvia, Ostreida, Ostreidae.